GCUUCAUCUCACAACCAGUCGAAGGUUCAACUUGUCUUCCUCCAAAGAGCAGACUUCCAUCACUCAACACAAUGGCCAACUGUGGACCUUCCUCUGCUGUCCCAUCCUGCGAAGCCGCUCCAGUCGUUGGCUUCGGAUCCGGAGGCUCCAGAAGCUUUGGCAGAGGUUUUAACUAUGGCAUUGGCUCUGGCAUCGGUUACGGCUCUGGCAUCGGCUCUGGCUAUGGCCUUGCGGGCAGCAUUGAAUCUGCAGCCAACCUGGGAGUUCUCUCGGGAGUUCAGCCAUCCUGUAUCAACCAAAUCCCCCCAUCAGAAGUUGUGAUGGAGCAACCCGCAUUUGUGGUCACCAUCCCAGGCCCCAUCCUCUCUGCCACCCCUGAGCCUCUUCUCGUUGGAGGCCACACUCCAUGUGCUGUUAGCGGAGUUGGCAUUAGUGGAUUUGGUAGUGGAUAUGGUAGUGGAUUUGGUAGUGGAUUUGGUAAUGGAUUAGGUAUUGGAUACACUGGUGGGUAUCUCAGUGGUCGUCUUGGUGGCCGUCGUGGAUCCCUGGUGGGGAAAGGCUCCAUCUGUGGUCUCGGUAUUUAAGUUCUCAUGGACAUUUGGCCCGGAAAUGGAACAACGGAAUAUCUCACAACGGAACACCCAAGCCUGAGCUGAGCUGAGCACUUUCUGCUGGAUGAAGUCCAUGGAAACUGGGACAGUGUUCAGUACCAGUGGAAACCAGGCACAUGCAUCUCUUUCAUCAUCCUGCUUUCCAUCUAAAUGCAUCCCUCUCUGUUCCUUCUAUUUGUGUUCUUCUCUGUAUGUGACCUUCUUGCUGAGUAAACUAAAGACCAUAGGAUUCCUGAACCACUCCUGUUGAAUAUGAUGCAAAGAACUAACUGAAAUGAGUUACGUUAAUUUGCCUCACUAAUUGCCAAAGCAAGAACUUGAAUUGUGCAAUGGAGAAGCUGUCUCUUCACCUGUAUUAUUUAUUAUUUGUCCUUUUCUGAACCGUUGUGUUCCUUCUGGAUUUGUCUCCUUUCAGUCUUGAAUAAAGCUGAUUCUGCAUGAUAA
Anolis carolinensis (green anole) is the source of this 1055-nucleotide messenger RNA. RefSeq names its product keratin-associated beta-protein 12 (gene li-ac-12). Lineage: Eukaryota; Metazoa; Chordata; Lepidosauria; Squamata; Anolidae. The record is from RefSeq and is a predicted model, not a curated record. Gene Ontology annotation, cellular component: intermediate filament. Gene Ontology annotation, molecular function: structural constituent of cytoskeleton. The coding region runs from base 72 to 584 and encodes 170 amino acids. The transcript is spliced from 2 exons.